AGUGGGCAUCGUAAGAUGUACGAUUUGAGCGACCGGAAUCUGACUCUUUUGCCGGAAAGUCUGUUUUGCUCCGAUUCUGACGAUAUUCAACAGCUCAAUCUCAGGAGAAAUUCGCUAUCGGCAAAAAAUCCAGCUAAUCCUUCGGCUGUGCAGGUAGGAUGGCUGGAUGAUCUGACGCGGUUCGCAUCUCUCACUUCCCUCGACUUGUCCUCAAAUCGAUUGUCUACCUUCCCCGUUUCAAUUACGCAGCUGCUGAAUCUACAGAAAUUAAAUCUGGCAUCGAACUGCAUCCAAACGAUUCCAUCGAAUGUGAAACUUCUAAAGCGGUGA
This is a messenger RNA of Cylicostephanus goldi, 330 nucleotides long. NCBI's taxonomy places the organism in Eukaryota, Metazoa, Nematoda, Chromadorea, Rhabditida, Strongylidae. The record is from the annotation of a GenBank genome assembly.